Molecule: messenger RNA, 375 nt
Organism: Micromonas commoda
Lineage: Eukaryota; Viridiplantae; Chlorophyta; Mamiellophyceae; Mamiellales; Mamiellaceae
Exons: 1
Coding region: 1-375 (124 amino acids)
Source: RefSeq, a predicted model, not a curated record
AUGGUAGCCCUCGAGACCGCCCCUCAUCCGACCCUCCCACGGUCAGAUAACCCCCUGGGCGACAUCACCGUUGUGUCCGCGGACCCGAGGGUUGAUAUCAAGCAGCUGAAGCGCGUGAAGUGUCCGGUGACGGGGGUGAUUGUCGAGGGUGACCCGGCCACCUGGGGGAAGACGUCGCGCGUGAACCUUGACAAGAUGCAGCGAACCGGGAGGAGCAGGCAACCGUACGUCAGGGAGACGCACGACAUCGUCAUACAGUCCAUCAGGAGUCUCGGGAGCACCGGCGCGCUGUUCACUUCCAACACCAACGAAAAGCGGGUGCCCGCGGGGACAGCGGUCUGGAGGGACCCCUUCGCGGAGUUUCGCAAGCCUUAG